CAUGAUUCAAGUGGCCACACUACUUAAAUAAAAAGCCAUCACCACUUUCCCAACUCACCUCCACCGCUCCCUCUCUCCACCGGCGGCUGUUUCCGGCCAACGUCCGCCGGUCUCCUCCCUAAACCACCACCACCACCACCGCAGCAUGGGUCAAAACUUUAGCUGCAGCAUCCAAGACGAACACGGCUGGUUCUCAGCAGUUCAAUUUGGCGAUUUGAACUCUGUGAACACCCUUUUGGAGCAAGAUCCGAAUCUUAUAAAACGAACUACUGUUUAUGAUCAUCAGUCUGCUCUUCAUAUAGCUGCUGCCAAUGGUCAGAUAGAGAUUGUUACUAUGCUUUUGGAGAAUAGAUCGGUUAAUCCUGAUUCUUUGAAUCGGCAUAAACAGACUCCAUUGAUGUUGGCUGCAAUACACGGGAAGAUCUCUUGUGUUGAAAAGCUCAUUGAAGCUGGAGCUAAUAUUCUGACGUUUGAUUCGUUAAACGGAAGAACAUGCUUGCACUAUGCUGCUUAUUAUGGCCACUCUGACUGUCUGCAGACCAUUCUUUCCAGUGCCCGGACCUCCCACGUUUCGGCUUCAUGGGGGUUUUCUCGAUUUGUGAAUAUAAGAGACGGUAAGGGCGCGACACCGUUGCACUUGGCCGCCCGUCAACGACGCCCCGAGUGUGUUCAUAUACUUCUUGACAACGGGGCCCUUGUUUGUGCUUCAACCGGUGGAUAUGGUUUUCCUGGCAGCACUCCACUUCAUUUGGCGGCAAGAGGAGGCUCAAUGGAUUGCAUCCGAGAACUAUUAGCAUGGGGUGCUGAUCGGCUUAAUCAAGAUGCAUCAGGGCGAAUUCCAUACACGAUUGCUUUAAAACAUAAAAACCGAGCAUGUGCAGCCUUGUUAGACCCUUUGUCCGCAGAACCGCUAGUGUGGCCAUCACCAUUAAAGUUCAUUAGUGAGCUUAAUCAGGAUGCUAAAGCUUUGUUAGAGCAGGCUCUAAUGGAGGUUAACAAGGAAAGGGAGAGACACAUUUUAGAGGCUUCGGGCUGCUCCGUGUCAUCUCCAGCCCGUUCUUACACCACCGACAUAGAUGAUAACGUCUCAGAGGCCAGCGAUUCGCAAUUAUGUUGCAUAUGUUUUGACCAAGUAUGCGCGAUUGAAGUUCAAGAUUGCGGUCACCAAAUGUGUGCUCAAUGCACACUCGCUUUGUGCUGCCACAACAAGCCCGACCCGGUAACUGCAACCCUACCUGAACCCAUCUGCCCCUUUUGUAGAAGCAACAUUGCACGAUUAACAGUCGUCAAGGUCAAAGUCACUGCUGACCAAGAACUCAACCUUUAUUCCUCUUCUAAACUGCAAAAAUCAAGAAAAUCACGAAAUUUGAGUGAGGGAAGCAGUAGCUUCAGGGGAUUAUCGGCUGUCCCGUCUUUUGGGAGAAUGUUGGGCCGUGGUUCGGGUCGGGUCUCUUUCGACCGUGAUUGUGAUAAAACUGUGAAAGUUGAAGGAUCUGGUUGAAGAGCAUUCCAAGCCCGAUGGGCAUCAUGUGUAUAGAAACCUGUCUUCAAAUCUGUUCAUGAGUUUGAUUUGUGGGACAAUAAGUAAAGGAAAUGAUUAGUAUUGUUUGUUGUGUUUAGAAACCUGUCUUCAAAUCUGUUCCAUGCGAGUCUUUGCUUAGUUACCUGUUUGAAAAGUUAUAUCUU
Helianthus annuus (common sunflower) is the source of this 1686-nucleotide messenger RNA. Its product is annotated as putative E3 ubiquitin-protein ligase XBAT31. Gene Ontology annotation, molecular function: protein binding. NCBI's taxonomy places the organism in Eukaryota, Viridiplantae, Streptophyta, Magnoliopsida, Asterales, Asteraceae. The coding region runs from base 146 to 1501 and encodes 451 amino acids. The transcript is spliced from 8 exons. The record is from RefSeq and is a predicted model, not a curated record.